Messenger RNA from Vidua chalybeata, 1450 nucleotides. RefSeq names its product zinc finger protein 697-like. The coding region runs from base 1 to 1185 and encodes 394 amino acids. Gene Ontology annotation, molecular function: RNA polymerase II cis-regulatory region sequence-specific DNA binding; DNA-binding transcription factor activity. Gene Ontology annotation, biological process: regulation of transcription by RNA polymerase II. The transcript is spliced from 4 exons. NCBI's taxonomy places the organism in Eukaryota, Metazoa, Chordata, Aves, Passeriformes, Viduidae. The record is from RefSeq and is a predicted model, not a curated record.
AUGGAGCCUGGAGCAGCCAGCGAGGGCUUCAGCUGGGGCGGCAGAGAGGCGCUGCUGGGGGGUGCCACCACAGUUCGGUUUGACUCGUGGGCUUGCCGCAGAGGCGGAGGCAGCGAAGGCGCAGGGCCGGGAAAGCCGUGUCGGGAGGUGCGGAGAAGUUUGUUUGUGUUUCCGCUGGAUGCCGGCCCGGGCCCGGGCCCGUUCCAGGGCUGUUCCUCAGCUGCGGCUUUGCCCUCGCACAGCCCGGGGGGCCCUGAGAGCGCGGGGCGAGGCGGUGCCGUGUGCAGAGCCCGCCCCUCGCUGCGAUUGGCCGGCUGUGCCGUCAGUCGUGGUUGUGGCGCGCUGAUUGGUGAAAGAGGGGCGAAGCACGGCCCCGCUGGCGGCCUGAGGGCGGCCCUGGCUGGGCAGCGGCGCCAUUGGCGGAGCGUCUGUGCGGGCCCGGGAGCGGCGGCAGCGGCCGGAGGCCGGGGAGGCGGCAUUGGCGGAGCUGGGAGGCGGCCCCGGCGCAGGAAUUUCAUUCCCAGGGUGUGGCUGGAUGGAGGAGGAGGAAAAGCCCCAGAGAUCCUGCAGGAAGAGGGGCUGCAAACCCAGCCCAGGGAGUUGCGGGGAGGAAAGAGCCCCCCUGAGCCAGGAAGGCUGCUGGAGAUCCAGCCGGAGCUUGGAGCUGGUGGAGAAGGCUCAUGGCAGGGAGAAGCCCCACAAGUGCUUGGAAUGUGGACAGGUUUUCAGCUGGAGCUCAGAUCUGAUCAGGUGAUCCACACUGGGGAACGGCCCUACAAGUGUGGGGAGUGUGGGAAGAGCUUCAGAGACAGCUCUGAACUGAUCCGGCACCAGGUGAUCCACACUGGGGAACAGCCCUACACCUGCUUGGAAUGUGGGAAGAGCUUUGGGUGGAGCUCAGACCUGAGAAAACACCAGCGCAUCCACACGGGGGAGAGGCCCUAUGAGUGUCCCCAGUGUGGGAAUAGGUUUCAGACCAGCUCCACUCUCCUUGUACAUCAACGGAUUCACACAGAGGAGAGGCCCUUCCGCUGCCCUGACUGCGGGAAGGGCUUCAAGCAAAACUCCCACCUCACCAGGCACUGGCGCAUCCACACUGGGGAGAGGCCCUAUGAGUGUGGGGAGUGUGGGAAGAGCUUCUCACAGAGCUCAAACUUGACCCAACACCAACGGAGGCACCACUAAGGGAAGCCCUGUGAGUGCCCCGAGUGAGGGAAGAGAGUGAGGGAAGAGCUUAGUGCGCUGCUCCGGCUCUAUCCCCCAUGGGAGGCUCCGGGCUGGAUGAUCCCCAGUGACCCCCGUUGGGCAAAGCCCUGCUGAUCCGUGGUCCUGGUGAUUCCCAUUGGGUGGGGGGAAGGUGUUGGCUUCUUCUCCUUGUGCUGCUGUGAUUCUGGGGGGUUCCCAUGGAUGGGGGAGGAGAGGUGAGUCAGGGGUCCUGGUACACUGGCGA